Messenger RNA from Pieris macdunnoughi, 3102 nucleotides. NCBI's taxonomy places the organism in Eukaryota, Metazoa, Arthropoda, Insecta, Lepidoptera, Pieridae. The record is from the annotation of a GenBank genome assembly.
AUGAAGGAUAUUAAUCUUAAUAAUACUUCAGAUCCUGAUUCUGCUAAUGAAACUGAGACUGUUAAGGAAGAUGUGAACCAAAAUGAAAAAAUAAUCUUAGAAACUAAUAAUGAAAACGAAAGUAUGGAGCAGAAUAACACAAGCCCUGAUGUUAGUGUCAAAGAAACACUAAAUGGUAACGAUGAGACUGAUAAUUAUGUAGGUGAACCAGAUGAACUUAAAUCAGAGGUAUCAGAGCUGGAGCCUGAUGCACCGGCCAUCACUCUAAAGCAUAGUUACAAUGCAGAACAAUGGUCCCCUUUAAACCCAUCUGGCAAGAAAGUCUAUGAUGUUAACCUGCUCAAGGAAAUACAAGAUGAUCCGUUGUGCAAGACUAUGCCGAAAUCGCCGCUUCUUGAAACAUGUAAUAUCCUGCGGACAGCCCAGUCACAAGAUUCAUUGAUAGCAUUCAAUCAUAUUAAUCGCUCAAUGAAUGACUCAUUGUUUCCAACUUUCCUUAAGACAAACUCUGGUAGCAUGAGAAACCCUAUUCUACGUGAUGGCAGAAAGGACAAUAGGAGUUCAGGUCAAUCUCUAAAUAGAGGCAGUAUGAAAUUGAACUCGCCAUCGAGAAACAGUGGUGGAAGGAAUAUUUGCAUUUCACUCCGCGAAGAAGUGAAACUAAACGAAACGAAAGAUGCUUGGAGACCAGCCAGGCUCAAGAAGGAAAACUUGGACGAAGCAGAGUUGAAGACACAGGAGUUAUAUAAGAAGUUCCGCGGUAUUCUGAACAAAUUGACGCCUCAGAAGUUCGAUACGCUCGUUGAUAAGGUGAAAUCUCUUGAAAUUGACACUCAGGAACGUCUCGAGGGCGUUAUUGAUCUUGUUUUCGAGAAAGCUAUUGAAGAGCCGAACUUCUCCGAAGCAUAUGCUGCUAUGUGUAACAAACUUUCUACUCUAAGGGUUCCAUCAACAAAUAACCCUAGCCAAUGCGUUAAUUUCCGUGCGAUGAUCAUCACAAAAUGUCAAAACCAGUUCAUCAAAGAGAAAACAGAUGAGAUUGUGGUAAAGUUAGAGAAAGAGCUCGCUGAGUGCAACGAUGCUGCCAAGAAAAAGGAAUUGCAUGCACAACUGGGAGAAGCUCAACGUCGCGUGCGCAUGCGUUCAGUUGGAAACGUUCGAUUUAUCGGCGAGCUAUACAAGUUAAACAUCUUGAUAGCCAAAAUCAUGGUAUAUUGUAUGAAUUACCUCAUCGAUAAGCCAGAAGAAGAGAAGCUGGAAUGCCUUUGCAAGCUGCUGACCACGAUUGGGGAACAGGUGGAGAAUGAGGCCAAGGAACAGCUGGAUGUGAUCAUUAAUAAAAUCCAAGAUAUUGUCAAUGAUCGUAAGAGUAAGAAGAUUAGCAGCCGUGUGCGGUUUAUGCUACAGGAUGUAAUUGAAUUGAGAAGACGCAGGUGGGUAGCCAAGAGUGUCUUAGACAUGCAACCGAAGAUGAUGGACCAGAUCCAAAAGGAAGCUGAACAGAAACAACGGCAUAUUGAGUUGAUGAAUUCGCCGGUCGGGGGUGGUUUCCGACGUGACGAUGGCAAUCGUAAGAAACGUGGCGUCGAAGGGCGGAGACAAGGAAAUAAUAACUUCAUGGAUAACACUUGGAAGACAACAACAACGCGAAGUAACUACGUCGUGGAUACCAGCAAACUCAAGGCCAUGCCGCAAAAGAACCCGAACUUGGGCAGCAUAAAGCUGGCUCCAGCUCACAGCAUAUGGAACCAGGGAUCUGGAACUAAAUCUCAAAUAGCCGCUUCAGCCACGAAUAAGUUCAGCAUUCUGGACAACGUUCAGAUCGACCCGACGACACUUACAGCCGCCAAGCACGCACCUCCCGCUGCCUACCAGCAGUCUAAGUCGAUAGAGAGGUCGACAUUUACACGCAAUGACUUCGCCUCUUCGCGCUCCGAUUCAAUUGAAAGAACUAAGCCUUCGCCCACACCACCCGCGGCCCCACCCGCCCAAACGGAAGCACCGGCCGCCCAAGAACCGCUGCCAGAGUACCUUAGGAAAUCCGUCAAACAAUUUAUCGAUCUCUCCAUCUUGAAUCUCAACGAUGAAGAGCUGGUUGAAGAGAUUAAACUUAUUGGAUCGCAAUAUCAUGCUGCUAUGGUUACGGAGAUACUCAAUGUUGCGCUUGAGAAGAAUGCAAAAGCAAUUAGUAUUCUGUCGAAGUCGGUGAUGAAACUAGUCAGUUUGGGAAUUUUAUCGUGCGAGAACUUCUUGGCAGGAAUGGAUGAGAUCUUUGAGUGUGGCCCGGAUCUAUAUAUCGAUAUACCGAUGCUGUAUUCCUAUCUUGGAAAAUUCAUAGCCCCACUUAUUGAAAAUAAGAACUUGACUCUCCAACAAGUCCACAAGGCUGCUGGGUCCCUGGUAUCGUCAGGACAUGGUCAUCUCUUACUAAAAGCGAUUAUUACUGAGUUGAAGGACAGUAUGGGACCAACAUUCACCAGGACUAAAUGGGUGGAAUCAGGUCUAGAGUUAAAACAAUGGAUGGAUGAUGAUAAGGUACCAAAGUGGGUAUCGGACAACCACUUUGAAUUUCUUGAAGGCUCCGAAGAUUCAUCAAGCGUUGAAGAGAAGCCGAAAUUGCCCCCAAGUGAGGUGCAAAAAAAACUGCUUCAAUUGAUGAAUACCGAUGAAAGUUGCGACUGUCUCCGUGGGUGGGUCAAGGACAACAUCGCCUCAACCGAGGAAUCGUGGUUCCUCCGUUGCCUUACCCAAGCGAUAUGCGAGUACGCGUACUCGCCGGAAAGUUGUACGCAUUUGAACGUUGAUCGUAUGAACAAAUACUCGUCUCUAAUCAGCGAGUAUGCUGAUACUCAGCCAGUACGUGAAGCUGACUGUCUCUUCGGUAUACAGCUUUUGGUACAUCGGCUGGAGCAUCCCCAGGGCUUAACAUUGGACAUAUUCCAAUACUUGCAUGAGCAUUACGUGAUAUCGGUGGAUGGAUUCAUUGCGUGGGAGACUUCAGAAAUGGUACCCGAGGGAAAAGCGGUAAUGCUUAAAGCGUUGACAUCCUUCUUCACAAGUAUACGAGAGGCAGACAACGAAGACUCUGGCUCCGAAGCCUGA